UAAGGGAAUAUUUGUUUGUGUUUUUACUCUCCAACAUUUUGAAUCAUUUAUUACAAUUACUAUUCAUAAAGUUUCUUGUUAGGGGAAUCUUUGUUGUAGAAUCUGAGGAAAUAUGAUGAGUAUGAAAAUGAAGUAGAAUGAAGGAGAAUCAGUAGAGCACAUUGUUAGUGGAAGAUUUCCUCCUUGAUUGAUUGAUUGAUUGAUUCUUUACUGUUCAUACUUUACAACAAACCAAACGGCUAUUCUGACUUUUUGUUCUCUCUGUCUCUUCCUUCAUUAACUCAUUAAGGAUUUUGUGAAUUGAAUUCAAAUGUCACACACAAGGCAAAACAAGAUGACGAUGAUGAAUCCAAACGUUGCUGACACAACCUAUACUAAGAUUUUUGUUGGUGGUUUGGCUUGGGAGACCAAGAGAGACACACUCAAACGUUAUUUUGAUCAGUUUGGUGAUAUCUUAGAAGCUGUUGUUAUCACUGACAGAACCACUGGAAAAUCAAAAGGAUAUGGCUUUGUUACUUUCAAGGAUCCAAAUUCUGCAAUACUAGCUUGCCAGAAUCCUAAUCCUGUAAUUGAUGGCAGAAGAGCUAAUUGUAAUCUUGCAUCUCUAGGUGCACAAAAAUCUGAUCCAUCAUCAGGAACACAGAAAUUCAAUAGUCCUUCAAGGAAUACUGCACCAAUCCAAUUUCAAGGUUUCUCAACUUAUUACAAUCAACAUAUACCACACUAUCCGUUUCCUUAUCCAGUUUAUAGGUACCCCCACCCUGGUUAUCCUCGUCCACAAGACAUGUAUGAAAUGAACUAUUAUAAUGUAUAUGGUGGACAACAAUUUCCAUUUCGCUGGUUUCCAGCAUAUUGGAAACCAGUUAUCCCAACAGUAUAUGUGAAAAAGACACAAGAGUUCAAUGUUGUUGGCAUAUCAGAACCAAUUUCACCUUCUACUUCAAUUUCAAGCAAUGGAUUAAUCACAGAAACAGUAGCUGCAACAAGAGUAGUAGAACCUCCUAAAGAUCAGAAAUCUUCAGCUUAAGAGAAACUUCCAUCAAUUGACUAGAAGAAAGAAAGCAAAAAGAUAAAUGACACUGUUCAAUUAAGUAUAAAGUUUUGAGAAAAUGUUCAAUCAUGUGGUCCAGCAAAGUAACCAUAAAUCAAGCAAUAACAUACUGAGGUUUUACUUUGUGAAUUAUGAUUCAUUCUUUAGUUUAUCUUUGUCAAGGGAUUCCUGCUACAUUAUAGUUUACAAAGGAAAAAAAUGGUUGUUAUUUUAUAGUAUUCUAUAUUGCUAAGGCAAUUUUGUGUUGCAGCAGUACCAUCAACAAUUCUAUAUCCUUUUAGCUGAAGCAAAACUCAGUUUCGAAAGAAAAAAUUUGUCUUUAAAAA
Molecule: messenger RNA, 1377 nt
Organism: Cicer arietinum (chickpea)
Lineage: Eukaryota; Viridiplantae; Streptophyta; Magnoliopsida; Fabales; Fabaceae
Molecular function (GO): RNA binding
Source: RefSeq, a predicted model, not a curated record